This is a messenger RNA of Mesorhabditis belari, 1194 nucleotides long. Lineage: Eukaryota; Metazoa; Nematoda; Chromadorea; Rhabditida; Rhabditidae. The record is from the annotation of a GenBank genome assembly.
AUGGCAGCUCAAUUCAUUCGAUCGAAUCGUCUCACAUCGGGUCUCCUUGCUGCUCUCGGAGCUGGAUCGACCCUUUAUGCUUUCACUCCACAAGCGGAAAUGUUUUGGAAAUGCGACAACAAAGCUGACUGUGAGACGGUAAAGAAAAUCGAAGAGGCGUACAAAAAAUUGAACGGACCUGAAGGAGAGAAAUGCAAAUCGUUGCUGAAGAAACAUUUGACAAAAAAUGUGAUCGACGAGUUGAAGACGAAAAAGACAAAACUGGGCGCCACGUUGUAUGAUUGUAUCCGAUCGGGGGUCUAUAAUCUCGAUGCCGGUGUCGGCGUUUAUGCACCCGAUGCUGAAGCUUAUAAGGUAUUCUCUGGCCUUUUCGACCCAAUCAUCGAAGAGUAUCACGGCUUUAAACCAAAUGAGAAACAGCCGCCAGUCGAUCUCGGGGAAGGGAAAAUUCGAGAAUUCCCGCCACUUGACCCAAAAGGAAAAUACAUCAAAUCGACAAGAAUUCGGUGUGGUCGUUCAUUGGCCGGUUAUCCCUUCAAUCCAUGUUUGAAAGAGGACGAUUAUUUGGCGAUGGAGGGAAAAGUGAAGAAAGCUUUCAGCACUUUUGAUGGACAAUUAAAGGGUCAAUACUAUCCAUUGGAUGGGAUGACGAAAGAAACACAGAAUAAAUUGAUCGCCGAUCAUUUCCUCUUCAAAGAAGGCGAUCGUCACUUGCAACACGCGAAUGCCUGCAAUUUUUGGCCAAAAGGUCGUGGCAUUUUCCACAACAAUGACAAGACGUUCUUGAUUUGGGUGAACGAGGAGGAUCAUAUGAGAAUCAUUUCGAUGCAAGAUGGAAGUGAUGUUGGAACAGUUCUUGAUAGACUUAUCAAAGGGGUUAAGCACAUCGAGAAACAAGUACCAUUUUCUCGCGAUGAUCGCCUUGGCUGGUUGACGUUUUGCCCGACAAAUCUUGGAUCAACUGUUCGAGCGUCGGUUCACAUCAAAUUGCCGAAGAUCUCCGCUCGAAAAGAUUUCAAGGAUAUCUGCGAGAAGUUGAAUCUUCAAGUGCGCGGAAUUCACGGUGAACACUCGGAAUCAGAGGGAGGAGUGUACGAUAUUUCAAAUAAGGCUCGUCUGGGUCUCUCCGAAUACGAGGCAGUCAAACAAAUGUACGAUGGAGUGAAGAAAUUGAUUGAGAUGGAGGAAAAGGAG